Molecule: messenger RNA, 828 nt
Organism: Penicillium pulvis
Lineage: Eukaryota; Fungi; Ascomycota; Eurotiomycetes; Eurotiales; Aspergillaceae
Product: putative EF-hand calcium-binding domain protein
Exons: 2
Coding region: 43-828 (261 amino acids)
Cellular component (GO): cytoplasm; nucleus
Source: RefSeq, a predicted model, not a curated record
UCCUCACCGACUCUUCCCACUGGCGUCCACACCUGAAACAAAAUGAAGGUUCUCUGUCUUCACGGAAAAGGCACCAGUGGUGCCAUUUUCAAAUCUCAGACCUCCUCAUUCCGCGCCCAACUUGCCCAAAAAGACAUCCAAUUCGACUUCAUAGAUGGCCCUUUCAAAUCAGAGCCAGCUGCAGGUGUAGAUCUUUUCUACCCACCCCCUUACUAUGGAUUUUGGGAGCGGGGAUCUGUGGACGACAUCCGGUCAGGCUGCGACUGGCUCCGCGAAUACAUUAGCAAGCACGGACCCUACGACGCGGUGAUGGGAUUCUCGCAGGGAACCAUCCUUGCCUCAGCAUACCUACUUUUUCACGAAGAGGAAACGCCGCAUCUCCCACCGCCAUUUAAGAUUGCUAUUUUUCACUGUGGCGGUGUUUCUUUCCAGGUGUUGCAGGAACUUGGGUUUAAUAUCACGCCUGCCAUGCAUGCUCGGGAUCUCGCGUCGCGGAAUGCGCUUGCUAGCUCUGCUAGUGCCGAGGCGAUCUUGAGGAUGGGGACGAGUCGGUGGCAGGGGGAUAAUUCCGGUGGAGGCUUAAGUGAGCAGGCUAUAAGGGAUGAGAUUAAGGGGCCGGUUCAAAUUUCCAUUCCGACUGUUCAUGUUUACGGCACAAAGGAUCCGAGGUAUGCGGCUGGAGUGCAGUUAUCUGGAGUUUGCGAUCCGGCGAAGCGUCGGUGCUACAACCAUGGUGGUGGUCAUGAAAUUCCGCGACAGUCAACUGUUACAAAUGCGCUCGUUGAGCUCUUUGAGUGGGCUAUUGAUGCAGUUGAUGAAGCGUGCUAG